AUGGACCGUGAAAUCCCAUUUAACCGAGUAUUUGCAUCGGAUGAGGAUGGUCCGGAGGAAGAAGUAGAUGAGGAUGGGUUGACAGCCAAAGAAGCUAACGCUUUCAAGGUUGUAACUGGCCGGGAUCCAAGUAUACCAUUGUUCCGUGAUGUUAGCCUGGCGGGCUGUGGUAUGACCGGUACUCAACCUCCGAAGGCGCCACCUAAGUGGGACGAUGAAGAGGAGGGGGACAAGGGUAAGAGGCCAGGGUGGUGGAAGGCAACUGAGAUGAAGGUGAAAGAGCAGGAAGCAAGGGAGAGGGAGAUGAAAAGAAUUAGAAAGCACAAUGAGGAAGUUCAAGAGAAUUCUCGAAUGAGAUUUGAGGCGCACAUGUACAAUUGGAACCGGGAAAUUUGGUUGAAGCAACAAGCUGAGCUUAGGAAGAAAGAACAAGUAAGGAAAUUAACUGAGUCAUGGGAAAGGUCUGAGAAAGAAGCCGCCAAGAAGAGGGAGAGGGAGGAGAAGGAAUGGAAGGAGAAGCUGGUACGUGAGGCUAGUCGCACAACGGCACUCGAGGAGGAAGCAGAGCUGAAGGAGAGGAAGAGGAAGGGAAAGGGUCCUUGUUCGACCCAAUAG
Molecule: messenger RNA, 615 nt
Organism: Brachypodium distachyon (stiff brome)
Lineage: Eukaryota; Viridiplantae; Streptophyta; Magnoliopsida; Poales; Poaceae
Product: histone-lysine N-methyltransferase, H3 lysine-79 specific-like
Exons: 2
Coding region: 1-615 (204 amino acids)
Source: RefSeq, a predicted model, not a curated record